AUUAUUUUAUGUUUUAAGUGGCUGCCUACUAAUAAAUAAAGCUUGUUGAAUUAGAGUAGUUGCAAAAUAAGAUUUACUUCCGGGACUGGUAUGAUUGCUCAUUUGACAAAUUCUUCAGCUCACCGUGAAGGCCAUGGAGAUAUGCCUUCCUCUAGAGCUUUCACCUCUAUUUUAAACCAAUCGACCGUUGCGUUCUGGAAUUCAAACAUCAGAGCAACGGUCGGCAAUGGCCUCCACAGCGAAGCUCUCCUUCUUUACCGGCGCAUGAGGCUUGCCGGCAUCCACCCCGAUCAUCUAACCUUCCCUUUCCUCCUCAAAUCCUGCGCCAAGCUUUCAAACGUAAAUCUACCCCAAAUGAUCCAUACCCAUAUUCUCAAAUCCCCCUUCUCCUCCGAUGUCUUCGUUGCCACUUCAUUGGUCGAUUUGUACGCUAAAAACCGGCUUCUGGAUCAUGCAGAGCAAUUGUUCGAUGAAAUGUCCUACAGAGACGUUGCCGCUUGGAAUGCUAUCUUCGUUGGUUUGGCUGGAGAUAUGUAUGCGCAUGGAAGAGCCUUUCUUCUUUUUCAGAAAAUGAAAUUGGAAGAAAUAAAGCCUGAUUCGAUAACCAUCACGAGCUUGGCUCAAUCUUGUGCUAAUAAAUCAGAUGCAGUAGGCCUUCUGAAAGCUGUUCACUGCUUCGGAAUCAGAAUAGGAUUUGGAUAUAAUGUUUCUGUUUCCAACACUUUGAUAGCAUGCUACGCCAAGUGUGAAGAUUUGGACUCAGCUGAAUCAGUGUUCAGAGAGAUUCCCCAAAGUACAAAGUCGGUUGUGUCAUGGAACUCCAUGAUUGCGGGCUUUGGAUAUCUUGGCAGAUCUGAUGAAGUUGCUGCUCACUUCAAAUCGAUGUGCCGGGAUGGGACGAGGCCAGAUUUGAGCACAAUUCUCAGCUUGCUCUCGGCUUUCGGCCAUUCUGAAGACUCGGUUCCAGGGAAGCUUGUUCAUUCUCUAGCCAUCAAAGCAGGGUUUGAUUCGGACAUCAGUGUUUCAAAUACUCUGAUUUCACUUUACUAUAAAUCUGGUGAUAUCAGCUCUGCUAGAUACUGUUUUGACAGCAUGAGUCAGAGAAAUUGUGUAUCUUGGACUGCAAUCAUCAGUGGAUAUUCAAGAGCAGGUGAUAUCAAUGAGGCCAUCAAUUUGUUUCAUGAAAUGGAGAACAGUGGGGAGAGAGCUGAUGCCGUAGCAGUGGUUGCCAUAUUGUCAGCUUGUAGCCUGACUGGUUUUGUUGAAUUUGGUAGAUCAAUGGAAAGAUAUGUGAUGUCGAACAACAGGCUUCUGGAGAAUGUCAUGGUCUGUAAUGGACUGAUUGAUAUGUAUGCUAAAUGUGGAAGCAUUUCAGAUGCACGCAGAGUUUUUGAGCGCAUGAGGGUGCGCAAUGUGGUUUCUUGGACAACCUUAAUCGCCGGUUGUGCCAUGAAUGGUGAUUUUGAAGAAGCUUUGAGUCUUUUUUCUCAGAUGAUUGAACAGAAGUUUGAGCCAAAUCACGUGACUUUCCUUUCAGUUCUUCAAGCUUGCACUCAUGGAGGAUUGCUUGAAAGAGGGAGGGAGUUAUUUCAUAUGAUGACAAAGGUUUAUUGUGUGGAACCAAGAUUAGAACACUAUGCUUGCAUGGCAGAUUUACUUGGGAGGAGAGGGGAGUUAAAGGAGGCAUUAGAAUUCAUCAGGACAAUGCCCAUUGAGCCAGAUUGUGGUGUAUGGGGUGCUCUUCUUGGUUCUUGCAUGGUUCACCAGGAGACUGAAAUUGGCGAGUACGUCGCAAGCCGUCUAUUUGAAUUAGAUCCGAAUGCUACCGUGCCUUAUGUUGCAAUGGCCAAUAUGCAUGCUUCGAAAGAGAGGUGGGAGGGCGUGGCGAAGGUGAGGGUGAUGAUGAGAAGGAAGGGGUUGAAGAAAUCAGCUGGUCAGAGUAUUGUGCAGGUGAAUGGGAAGGCUCAUUCAUUUUUUGUGGAUGACAGAGUUCACCCUGACGGUUCUAUCAUAUAUGAGGUUUUAGAUUGCCUGAGUUUUCACUUGAAAGUAGAACAACAAAUGGAGGAUUUACUUUCAAUGCUGUAGGGUUAUUGUGCCUUGGGAGAAUAAAGUAGAUGACAUAGCUCAGAAUCAAAUCUCUAACUCACAAUAACGGCCCAUUCAACUCAGCGGAAGAAAGCAUGAAUCACCCAGUUGUCAAGGUGUCAUUCAUGCAAAAAUUGAAAUUUAUGUGUUAGAUACGUAAAUAUAUAGGAAUUGA
This is a messenger RNA of Phalaenopsis equestris, 2263 nucleotides long. RefSeq names its product pentatricopeptide repeat-containing protein At4g19191, mitochondrial-like. Gene Ontology annotation, molecular function: RNA binding; protein binding. Gene Ontology annotation, biological process: RNA modification. NCBI's taxonomy places the organism in Eukaryota, Viridiplantae, Streptophyta, Magnoliopsida, Asparagales, Orchidaceae. The record is from RefSeq and is a predicted model, not a curated record.